AUGGCCAAACCAAUGUUUUUGGUGCUCUUUUUCCUGCUCGCCUCUCCUUGCUGCUGCUCCUCCUUAUGGGGAGGAUGCCCUCCUCACGAAUUAUCUGCCCUCAACCUCUUCAAACAACACCUGCUCGAUCCAUAUCAUUCCCUCGCAUCGUGGAAGGGCUUAUACUGCUGCUCUUGGAAGGGAAUCACCUGCCACAGCCUCACUGGCCACGUGACUCGUGUGGAUUUUACCACCUUUUAUUAUUCCUUGUCAGCAGUAGUGAGGAAUUCAAGCAGCCAAAUAUUCCCUGCUUUGUUCCAUCUGCAGCAUCUGGAGUACCUCGACCUCACUGGGAUUGACUUGUCCCCUCUUUCCAUCCCUUCACACCUUCCGAGCCUCAGCACAUUGACGCAUUUGAGCUUGAGAGGUUGUUGGCUUACUGGCCGAAUACCAAGUGAGAUUGGGAACAUGUCUCGCUUGACAUUUCUGGACAUCUCCUACAAUUCUUAUUUGGAGACGAGGCAGUCGAGCUCGUGGAUACGAAAUUUGCGAGGGUUGGAGCACCUUGGACUAGCAUAUGUGAAUCUGACAAGAGAUGUGGUAGAGAGUGUUGCUUCUCUUCCCAAUCUUACAUCACUUGCCAUGUCUGAGACGUCAGGUACACCUCUCUCUCCUCUUGGAAACCUCACCUCACUCUCCCAUCUUGAGCUUUUUGGUACGUACUUCACUCAGCAGCCGUUUCCCAUUUGGAUUUCUAACCUUACAUCUCUGGUUUCCCUCUACCUUACUAAGUACAAUAUCUCCAGUUCCAUGCCUUCUGCUGUUUUAAGCCUUCCACACUUGAGGAACCUUGGGUUGUUCAUAAACCCUGGUCUCAAAGUCAACCUCUCUUCCAUUGUGCAACAUGCUUUCCAGCUCAGUAGCCUUUAUAUUGUAAAUUCAGAUGUGGGAGGAGUGAUUCCAAAUUCUAUUGGAAAUAUGUCCUCAUUAACUGCCUUAGAUCUUUCUGAUAACAAUAUUAAAGGUAGACUUCCAGAUUCUAUGGGGAAUAUGUCCUUGUUGACCAGCUUAGAUCUUUCCUCUAACAAUAUUGAAGGCAGUCUUCCAGAAUCUAUGGGAAAUAUGUUCUCAUUGACCAGCUUAGAUCUUUCCUCUAACAAUAUUGAAGGCAGUCUUCCAGAAUCUAUGGGAAAUAUGUUCUCAUUGACCAGCUUAUAUCUCUCUAGUAACAAUAUUGAAGGCAGUCUUCCAGAUUCUAUGGGAAAUUUGUUCUCAUUGACCAGCUUAUAUCUUUCUUAUAACAAUAUUGAAGGCACUCUUCCAGAUUUUAUUGGAAAUCUCUCACGGCUUGAAGAUCUGGAUCUUUCCAGAAAUUCACUAAGAGGCAACAUUCCAUGGAGCUCUUUAGGUGGGCUAUCAAAACUUUCAAAGCUUUCUCUUGGUUCAAACCAAUUAAAUGGAAGCUUGCCAUAUACUUUUGGUAAUCUCUCAUCUUUGAUCAAGCUUGAUGUUUCAAAUAAUUCUUUAAGUGGCACAUUCUUACUCUCUCAACUAGAAAAUUUGACGAAGAUUUAUUACUUGAGUCUUUCUGAUAAUUUGUUGAGAGUGAAAGUUGAAGACUUUUGGAUCCCAAAAUUUCAACUUCAAGCUUUGUAUUUGAGUUCUUGUAAUAUGGAUGGUGAUUUCCCAUCUUUCCUAUCCACUCAAUACAACAUAGAGCAACUCAAUUUGUCCAACAAUUCUCUUGGUGGAAAUGUUCCUGAUUGGUUGUGGGGCCUUACAUCUUUCAACACACUCAAUCUCUCAUGUAAUCAAUUUGGAAGAAAUCUUUUGUCAACAAAGUUCGGUAAGUUGAGUGCUCAAUAUGUUGACUUACAUAGAAACAAGUUACAAGGGAAUGUUUUGGUUCCUCAUCGUGAUGUAGAAUUCUUGGACAUGUCCGAGAAUCAAUUUGAUGACAUCAUUUCAAAAAAUGUUGAUAAAUGUGGCGAGAGUCCGCUCAAUUAUUUGUCACUUGCGAAUAAUAAUAUGAGUGGUGUCUUUCCACAUUCUAUUUGUGAAGGAGAUCACUUGGAGGAUCUAGAUGUGUCAAAUAACAGGCUCAUAGGUAAUAUUUUUGCAAGUUUUGGGAAUUGCUCAAUAACACUAGAAGUGUUAAAUAUAGAAAAUAAUAAUUUGGAAGGUGAGAUUACGAGAAUGGUUUGUCUUCAAACGUUGAAAUUAGGAGGCAACAAACUACAAGGUACAAUUCCAUCAUCACUUCAAAAUUGUACUUCUUUGGAGAUUCUAGAUUUGGGAUAUAAUAACAUGCAGGGAACCAUCCCAAAUUGGAUAGGGAAGUUAAUUGGUCUUCGAAUUUUGGUGUUGAGAUCUAAUAAAUUCAAAGGUGGAAUACCCUUAGAGUUGACAAAAUUAGAAAAUCUUCAAGUCUUGAUUUUGUCAAAUAACAAUCUAUUUGGAGCUAUUCCAAGUAGCUUAAGAAACUUGUGA
Messenger RNA from Cryptomeria japonica (Japanese cedar), 2469 nucleotides. Its product is annotated as receptor-like protein 19. The record is from RefSeq and is a predicted model, not a curated record. Lineage: Eukaryota; Viridiplantae; Streptophyta; Pinopsida; Cupressales; Cupressaceae. Gene Ontology annotation, cellular component: plasma membrane. Gene Ontology annotation, molecular function: protein binding. The transcript has a single exon. The coding region runs from base 1 to 2469 and encodes 822 amino acids. Gene Ontology annotation, biological process: hormone-mediated signaling pathway.